Molecule: messenger RNA, 3490 nt
Organism: Fukomys damarensis (Damara mole-rat)
Lineage: Eukaryota; Metazoa; Chordata; Mammalia; Rodentia; Bathyergidae
Gene: Plk4
Product: polo like kinase 4
Exons: 16
Coding region: 205-3084 (959 amino acids)
Biological process (GO): protein phosphorylation
Molecular function (GO): protein binding; ATP binding; protein kinase activity
Source: RefSeq, a predicted model, not a curated record
CAGGGCCUCCUCCCCCUUCCCCAAGGGGAUGGCGGUUAACCCCGGCGGGAGCUGCGGCGGAACUCUGGCUCUGCCAGCGGCUCCCAGGGGUUGGCUGGAGCUGGGAGGAGGGCGCUAAGGCUGCGCUAGGUUGAGGAGCCAGACUGUUAGGGUGCUUCAGCUCCAGACCGGCCGGAAGUUCAGGAAGUCCCGCAAAGCAUCACCAUGUCUUCUACCCCAGACACCUGCUAUAUUGAGGAUUUUAAAGUUGGAAAUCUGCUUGGUAAAGGAUCGUUUGCUGGUGUCUAUAGAGCUGAGUCCAUUCACACUGGUUUGGAAGUUGCAAUAAAAAUGAUAGAUAAAAAAGCCAUGUGUAAAGCUGGAAUGGUACAGCGAGUGCAAAAUGAGGUGAAAAUACAUUGCCAGUUGAAACAUCCAUCUAUCUUGGAGCUCUAUAACUAUUUUGAAGAUAACAAUUAUGUAUACCUGGUCUUAGAAAUGUGUCAUAAUGGAGAAAUGAACAGGUAUUUAAAGAACAGAAUGAAACCUUUCUCAGAAAAUGAAGCUCGACAUUUCAUGCACCAGAUCAUCGCAGGACUGUUGUAUCUUCAUUCUCAUGGUAUAUUACACCGGGACCUAACACUUUCUAAUCUCUUACUUACUCAUAAUAUGAACAUCAAGAUUGCUGAUUUUGGGCUGGCAACUCAACUGCAAAUGCCACACGAAAAGCACUAUACAUUAUGUGGAACUCCUAAUUACAUUUCACCAGAAAUUGCAACUCGAAGUGCACAUGGACUGGAAUCAGAUAUUUGGUCCUUAGGCUGUAUGUUUUAUACGUUACUUAUUGGGAGACCACCUUUUGAUACUGAUACAGUCAAGAACACAUUAAAUAAAGUAGUAUUGGCAGAUUAUGAAAUGCCAACAUUUUUGUCAAGAGAGGCCAAGGACCUUAUUCAUCAGUUACUUCGUAGAAAUCCAGCAGAUCGUUUAAGUCUGUCUUCAAUAUUGGACCAUCCUUUUAUGUUUCGAAAUUCAACAAAAAGAGAUUUAGGGACUGUAGAAGACUCAAUUGAUAGUGGACAUGCCACAAUUUCUACUGCUGUUACAGUUUCUUCCAAUACCAGUAUAGGUGGUAGUUUAUUUGACAGAAGAAGACUUUUAAUUGGUCAACCACUCCCAAAUAAAAUGACUGUAUUCCCAAGGAAUAAAAAUUCAAGUGAAUUUUCUUCCGGAGAUGGAAGCAGUUUUUGUAUACAGUGGGGAAAUCAAGAAGAAAGCAGUAACAGUAGAAGGGGUAGAGUAAUCCAAGAUGCAGAAGAAAGGCCACAUUCUCGAUACCUACGGAGAGCACAUUCCUCUGAUAGAUCAAGCAGUUCUAAUAGUCAGUCUCGAACAAAAACAUGUGGGAUGGAACGGUGUCACUCAGCAGAAAUGCUUUCAAAGUCUAAUAAAAGCUCAGGAGUGGAAGAAAAUGAAGAUAAUGACAAUAUUUUCCAUUUCUUUAAAGAAAAAACAUCCAGUGGUUCUGGAUCUUUUGAAAGACCGGAUAACAAUCAAGCACUCUCCAAUCAUCUUUGUCCAGGAAAAACUCCAUUUUCAGACCAAACACCUCAGAUCGAAAUGGUACAGCAGUGGUUUGGGAAUCUGCAAAUGAAUGCUCAUUUAAGAGAAACUACUGAGCACAACAACGUUAGCCCAAACAGAGAUUUCCAGGGCCAUACAGAUUUGCGGGACACAUCAAGAAAUGCCUGGGCUGAUACAAGAGUCAGAAAAGGCUCUGGUGCUUCUGAUAAUGCACAUUCUAUAAAGCAGCCGAAUACCAUGAAAUAUGUGACGGGACUUUGUGGUAAACCCGAGAUAAUUCAGCAAGAACCUAUUUUUGGCUUAGAUCCUCUUUGUGAACAAAGCAAGACUAGGGGUAUGGAGUCAACAUUUGGUCAUCAGAAACAUUCGUUACGAAGCAUUACAUCUCCUUUGGUUGCUCACAGGUUAAAACCAAUCAGACAGAAAACCAAAAAAGCUGUGGUGAGCAUACUUGAUUCAGAGGAGGUAUGUGUGGAGCUUCUAAAGGAGCAUACAUCUCAAGAAUAUGUGAAGGAAGUUCUUCAAAUAUCUAGUGAUGGGAAUAUGAUCACUGUUUAUUAUCCAAAUGAUGGAAGAGGCUUUCCUCUUACUAAUAGACCACCCUUGCCUACUAACAACAUCACUAGGUACAGUUUUGACAAUUUACCAGAAAAAUACUGGAGAAAAUACCAAUAUGCUUCCAGAUUUGUACAGCUUGUCAGAUCUAGGUCUCCGAAAAUCACCUAUUUUACAAGAUAUGCUAAAUGUAUUUUGAUGGAGAAUUCUCCUGAUGCUGAUUUUGAGGUUUGGUUUUAUGAUGGAGCAAAAAUACACAAAACAGAAGAUUUUAUUCAAGUGAUUGAGAAGACUGGGAAAUCUUAUAAUUUAAAACAUGAAAAUGAAGUUAAUAGCUUGAAAGGGGAGAUAAAAAUAUAUAUGGACCAUGCUAAUGAGGGUCAUCGUAUUUGUUUAGCACUGGAAUCUAUAAUUACAGAAGAGGAAAAGAAGAGUAGAAGUGCACCCUUUUUCCCCAUAAUCGUAGGAAGAAAACCUGCUUGUACUCAUUCACCCAAGGCUUUACCCGAUUCUCCUAUGGAUCCAAGCAGCUCAGUGAGAGAUGGACCAUCUUUGAAUAAAUUGGUCAGGAGUAGUGCUGCUUGUCCCUCACAGGCACCAGUACUUAAUCCUUCUGUAGUUACAGCUGAAGGACUUGGUCAGAUAACUACAGCCUCAGGAACAAACAACUCUUCUAACAGUCCAAAAGAUUGUCUUCCUAAAUCAGCACAGCUUUUAAAAUCUGUUUUUGUGAAAAAUGUUGGUUGGGCUACACAGCUAACUAGUGGAGCUGUGUGGGUUCAAUUUAAUGAUGGGUCACAGCUGGUGGUCCAGGCUGGAGUAUCUUCUAUCAGUUACACAUCACCAAAUGGUCAGACAACUAGGUAUGGAGAACAUGAUAAAUUGCCAGAAUACAUCAAACAGAAAUUACAGUGUCUUCGUUCUAUCCUUUCAAUGUUUUCUAAUCCAACUUCUACAUUUCUUUGAUUAAAACUCUUUUCAGAUUAUCUAUAUUUAAUAAAUAACUGAUUGGCUUUCAAAUAAAGUGAUUCUUUUUUAAUAUAACUUCUUCAGAAAGCCUAUUAAAGCAAAUUUGAAUUUAUACCAUGAAGAAUAUAUGCUGAGAACAAAGUUGAAUGAAAUUUGAGUCGCUUACCAAAUACGGUGAUCAUAAAGUGAAACAAGAUAUCUAAUUUUGCUCUGAGGAUGUACACCUGCAAACUUAUUCUCCAUAUGUUUGUAUUGUACAAUUUUUUUUAGAAGCAAAAAUCUAAAUGGUGUGUGGUGUGUUUGUAUUUUUACUGUUUUCCUACUCAGACAUGUUGAGAAUCAUGGAUAAAAUAUGCUGUAGUUUUAGAACUUUCUAUAUGUAAAUAAUAUGUAUUUAUAAGUA